CGUGACGCACUUUAAGUGACGCUCACAUGACGUAUUUCCUGAUCGCCAUGUUGGUUACGUUAUAUCGAGAUGAAGUAACUGGCUAAGCACUUUGUGAAGGGGCGUUAUCGUUGUAGAAAUGAUUCUCUGACCUCUGGGAAGCUGACAUUCGGAGGUGAGGCUGUGACGAUAGGAAGCAGGAAGGCGUCCUGAGACCAUGUUGGCUCGUCUGUUCAGGCUCCAUGGCCUGCUGGUGGCCUCCCAUCCGUGGGAGGUUAUAGUGGGCACCCUCGCUCUCACCGUUUGCCUGAUGUCCAUGAACAGCCUGGCAGCCAGCAGCCAGAUGUGCAGCUGGAACGAGUGCCCCAAAGUGGAGGAGGAGAAAGUCCACAGCAGUGAUAUCAUCAUCCUCACUGUCACACGCUGCAUGGCCAUCGUUUACAUCUAUUUCCAGUUCAAGAACCUACGGCAACUGGGAUCCAAAUAUAUACUGGGUAUUGCAGGGUUAUUUACAGUAUUUUCCAGCUUUGUUUUCAGUACAGUGGUGAUCCACUUCUUUGGGAAGGAGCUGACGGGUCUCAAUGAAGCUCUGCCCUUCUUUCUCCUGCUCAUUGAUCUGUCCAAAGCUUGUGCAUUGGCUAAAUUUGCCCUGAGCUCAAACUCUCAGGAGGAGGUGAGGGAGAACAUCUCCCAGGGCAUGGCCAUCCUGGGCCCCACCUUCACCCUGGACGCUCUGGUUGAGUGUCUGGUCAUUGGAGUUGGCACCAUGUCAGGUGUGCCUCAGUUAGAGAUCAUGUGUUGUUUUGGCUGUAUGUCUGUCCUGGCCAAUUACUUUGUCUUCAUGACCUUCUUCCCUGCGUGCGUCUCCCUGGUCCUGGAGCUGUCCAGGGAAAGUCGUGAGGGCCGUCCGAUCUGGCAGCUGAGCCACUUUGCCCGCGUGCUGGCUGAAGAAGAGGACAACAAGCCCAAUCCUGUGACCCAAAGGGUUAAAAUCAUCAUGAGUCUCGGCCUGGCAUUGGUUCAUGCUCACACUCGACUGGCGGCCGAGCAUCCAGGUCAGAAUCGCACGGCGGACGGACCCGUAGCUAAGAGACUGGAAUCUGGUGGUACCAUGUUGCCUCUGAAGCUCACCAGUAUGGACCUGGAGCAGGUGAUAACCCUCGGUCUCGCCCUGCUUCUGGCUGUGAAGUACGUCUUCUUUGAGCACACAGAGACGGAGUCUUCCCUGUCUCUCAAGAGUCCCGUUAUGAGCUCUCCUUCCACUCAGAAGCCCAGGGUGGCAGGGGACUGCUGCCGGAGGGACUUCCUACCUCCCAAAUGCUGCAAGACUAUGAACGGUAGCUUAGCAACCAGCUCCACCUCCUCAGAUGAGCCUCAGCCACCAGCAGCCUCAGAGGACAACAGCGGCUGUGCUCCUUGUUUUGAAGAGUCGUCUCCUCUGACACCUUGCGUUCCUCAAAGUGGCUGUAAUUCAGAGGCGAGGACGCUGGAGGAAUGUAUGGCCAUCCUGACAGAUCCUCAGAGGGGCGCCCGUUUCCUUAGCGACAAAGAGGUGAUGAACCUGGUAGCCUCGCGUAACAUCCUGAACUAUAAACUGGAAGCCAUCCUUGACACACCUGAGAGGGGCGUGGCCAUCAGAAGGGAAAUGCUGUCACCCAAACUGCCUGUAGAAUCUGCCUUGGCUUGUCUGCCUUAUAAAUACUACGACUAUUCUAAGGUGAUGGGCACCUGCUGUGAGAACGUCGUUGGCUACAUGCCGGUGCCAGUGGGAGUGGCAGGUCCUCUUCUGUUGGAUGAGAAGGAGUUUUAUGUUCCUUUGGCGACAACAGAAGGCUGCCUGGUCGCCAGCACUAACAGAGGAUGCAGGGCACUUUCUCUGAGCGGGGGUUGCCGCAGCAGGAUCCUCGCUGACAGCAUGACCAGGGGUCCUGUGGUGAGGCUGCCCUCAGCCUGCCGGGCUGCAGAGGUCAAAGUCUGGCUCGAGACCUCAGACGGAUUCAGUAUGAUCAAAGAGGCUUUCGACGAGACCAGCAGGUUUGCUCGUCUGGAGAAGCUGUUGGUGAGCUUAGCUGGGAGGAACUUGUACAUUCGCUUCCAGUCUCAGACAGGAGACGCCAUGGGGAUGAACAUGCUCUCCAAGGGGACCGAGCAGGCUCUCCACAGACUGCAGCAGCAGUUUCCAGAUGUGCAGGUGCUGGCUGUCAGUGGCAACUACUGCACUGACAAGAAGCCUGCUGCCAUCAACUGGAUCAUGGGCCGCGGAAAGUCUGUCGUGUGUGAGGCCACCAUCCCCAGCAGGGUGGUCAGGGAGGUGCUGAAAAGCAGUACGGCUGCUCUGGUGGAGCUGAACAUCAACAAGAACUUGGUGGGCUCGGCGAUGGCUGGCAGCAUCGGAGGCUUUAAUGCUCACGCUGCUAACAUCGUAGCAGCCAUCUACAUCGCCUGCGGACAGGACCCAGCUCAGACAGUGGGCAGCUCCAGCUGCAUCACUCAGAUGGAGGCUGCUGGUCCAGAAGGGGAGGACCUGUACAUGAGCUGCUCUAUGCCCUCCAUCGAGCUGGGAACAGUGGGAGGAGGCACCAACCUGCCGCCACAGCAGGCCUGCCUGCAGAUGCUCGGUGUCCAGGGCACCAGCUCCAGCCAGCCAGGCGAGAACGCCCGGCAGCUGGCCCGUGUGGUCUGUGGCACGGUGCUGGCCGGGGAGCUGUCCCUGAUGGCCGCUCUGGCUGCGGGACACCUGGUGAAGAGCCACCUGACCCACAACAGAUCCAAAGCCAACCUGUCAGAAACGCCUUCGUCUGAGACGGCUGCGUGACGCGAAACGCUGACUGCGGUCGGACUGAGUGAGUGCUGACAGAAUAAAAAACUGCACUGUGAGAACUGAGAGGACCGGAUCGCGUGCUGAUUGUGUGGGUGGAGGACACCCAGAUGUUGAACACUAAGAGGCUCGAUACGCAGAACCAACACGAGCUGAAGACCACAGCCACAACGUGUUUGCUUUGUGUGUCGUCCCACUGGUUGCUUUGAGGCUUUUUGGUUUGACACGUUAAUGCUGAGCUUUCUUAUUUGUGCCAUUUGUUUGCAGCUGAACAUUGCAGUGGUGUUUUGUACUUUUUGAUGUUGUUGGCACUGAUCCUUCAGACAACUGUGAAUUGUUCAUGUGGUCUGGAUCGGUAAAAUCCACCACACAGCACAAAGUCCUGAACGAGAAUCUCGUGCCUCUUAAGGGUCGUUAGGCCAAAUGCAAACAGCUCUUCUGUUUAACGGAGAAGCAGACAUGAAUGAAUGUGGAGCUCGUCUUAACUGCAUGAAGAGUGAGAUCUUCUGUGAGAAACUGAUCUUUGCACUUGCCAAAGCUCGUUUGAGACUGUGCUGUCAUUUGCUCAAGUGUAAAAUGCCAACCUUCUGCCUGAACGUAUGUAGUACUAAAUCAGUGUUGUAGGACAUCACUUGCACAAGUUAAGGUGCUGCUGUAUACUGUGUAUACUGUAGGAUGAUGUAGGCUGACUGUGGCUGCUGGGUCCAGGAAGGAAACGAGGAGGUUCAUGUCACAAGGUGACACGUUCGAACUCUGGGCCACCAGCGGGACAAAAUACUGACAGACAGGUUUCUUCUCUGUGUUAAGGCCAACAGGAGAAAAUCAAAGCCAUAUUAGGUAAUUUAAUAAACUUUAAAAGGUACACUCUUGUAUGUGUGGAACUGCAGGAUUUAUUAACAUGGAGGAGAUCAGAGGAAGGUUUUCAGGUUCUUCUGGAGAGCAGUGAAGCUCAGAAGUGGCCUUACAUUCAGUACGUCGUGGAGAAGUGUGUCCUAGAUAGGAUAUUCAAUUUUAAGCUAUUCAUUUCAAAAGACUGUACUGUGUUUUAUUUAAAAAAUAAAUACCACUAUGUUUCCCUC
Messenger RNA from Scatophagus argus, 3876 nucleotides. Its product is annotated as 3-hydroxy-3-methylglutaryl-coenzyme A reductase-like. Bases 197 to 2794 code for a protein of 865 amino acids. The transcript has 19 exons. Gene Ontology annotation, cellular component: endoplasmic reticulum membrane; peroxisomal membrane. Gene Ontology annotation, molecular function: hydroxymethylglutaryl-CoA reductase (NADPH) activity; protein binding; NADP binding. Gene Ontology annotation, biological process: sterol biosynthetic process; coenzyme A metabolic process; isoprenoid biosynthetic process. The record is from RefSeq and is a predicted model, not a curated record. Lineage: Eukaryota; Metazoa; Chordata; Actinopteri; Scatophagidae.